AUUUUCUGCUUGUUCAAGACCGCUAUGCCUAGUGCGAUUGAUACUUUCCAAUUUUUUGAAUUUUGUGACACUAGUGUGUGUAGUUGGAUGGGGGAAGGAAAGUACGGGGGAUGUCUGCAGACGGAUAUCCACCAGCUGACAUUCAACUAUUUUGAUUCAAAUGGUAUGCUAGAUUUGAGAUGUAGCCAUGUGGAUGUGAUUUAUGUGGACAACACACCGUUGAGAUGUAAAGAUGUAGACCUAUUCUUCUUAACUCAGAGACCGCUCACUGUUUAUUUGAAUGGUGAUAUGUGUCAUGUCUCCUCCUCUAGGAGCACCCGUCCUACCGCCAGUAUCAGAAGUACCAAACAUCCCACCACCCAUACUGCAACCAGUGGUACCACGCGAGCUACCAGUAGCAGCAUUUUAAAUGAAUUCAGCGAGCAUGUCUCCUCGUCUAGGAGCGCCCGUCCUACCGCCAGUAUCAGAAGUACCAAACAUCCCACCACCCAUACUGCAACCAGUGGUACCACGCGAGCUACCAGUAGCAGCAUUUUAAAUGAAUUCAGCGAGCAUGUCUCCUCGUCUAGGAGCACCCGUCCGACCGCCAGUAUCAGAAGUACCAAACAUCCCACCACCCAUACUGCAACCAGUGGUACAACGCGAGCUACCAGUAGCAGCAUUUUAAAUGAAAUCAGUGAGAUUGUGGGAUUUGACAAUGGUGCAAAUGAGGGAGACAUACAUAAUGAGGAGAUGGGCACCUUCACGACUAUUGUGUUAAUAGUUUCAUCUUGGUAAGAGAACAUAACUUCACUGGCAUGUCGUGGUGUCUUGUGGUAGCAACUUAUUAUGCUUAUGCUUAGCUAUGUAGUAGCUAUUGGUCUCCUUCUGUUGAAAACAAGUCUUGUUUGCACUCCAUUGGUAUUCAAUUAAUAUGUGAAGAUUAAUCUUAAAAACUUUUUUCCUCAAUGCUCUUCAAAUAUAUUACUCACCAUCUGCUAAUGUGUGUUGUGUCAAGGUUGCACUACUAUGAAAGAGAUAUUGAAACAGUGAAAAAAUGCUCUUGAGGAUAUUGAUAAUGGAUACCUAUGAUGAUAUAUUAAAAUCUUAAUUUUGUAGGUUUUCUUGGACUACUUAUAUAUGUUGGAAAUCAAAUUAUUGACAUAAAGAAGAAGUUGAUGGAAAUCAUAACAAUUUUGAAAAAAUUGUAUGCAAUUGUUAAAGGUUUUUGCAAAAUGAUUUUGAAAGUUUUUAAAGGCUACAAAAAUCCAACAAUUCAGCACAUUCAGAAAGAUAAUGGUGCACAUACAAGUAGAUAUCCACAAAGAGCUAGAAAACAGACUGUUUUCUAUGGUGACCCAGUUAAAUUUUGAAAAUAUGAAACAUGCCAUUCAUAAGAAUACAUUGCAACUAUAUACAGUAUCAAGUUUGCAGCUUUAAAAUAAUUGACCUCUUUGAAUGAUAUAUUUUCAAAAUUUGUUUGUUUAUCAAUUAAAAAAAUCUUUGUAGGCUGUAACCAUAAGUGUAAAACAUUUUAUUUCAGCUGCUUCAUUAAUAUCAUCCUGCCUGGCAAUCAUAUAUUUUGUAUGUAAAAGCAUUGCUUGGCUGCGAGCUCGUCGUAGAAAAAGGCCAUUUUCAGAUAUAAAAGCAUACAUUGAUGAACAGUUUGAAACUCUCGAAGCCUACAGAUUUCGAAAUCGCCUUGCAGGGUUUGGAGAAGAAAAUGAUACUCUAGUUUAAAAUUCCUUUAAAAGUUCUUUUCAAUUUGAUUAUACAGGUAUAUACAAAUAUAUUUUAAAGAUUCAACAUUACUAUAUCAUCAAAAACAUAGUAGUACAUUAUUAUUUUUAUUUCAUACCAAAUGUGUUUACUUUGGAAUAUAAAUGGUAAGAUAUGCUUACCUUUUAAUCUGUG
Molecule: messenger RNA, 1893 nt
Organism: Saccostrea echinata
Lineage: Eukaryota; Metazoa; Mollusca; Bivalvia; Ostreida; Ostreidae
Exons: 6
Coding region: 25-777 (250 amino acids)
Source: RefSeq, a predicted model, not a curated record